GCCAGGAGGAUGAAUCGAGCGCCGAGCGGCGGGGUCCGCAGCCGGGACGGGGAGGUGAUUUAAAGGGCUGCGCGGGAGCGAGCGCGGCGGCGGCAGCUGGGGAAGCUACCCCGACGGCGGGGGCGCGCUGGCCUCAGGUGAUCGUGAGAUGGGAUGACCCCAAACUUAGCUGGAACCAGAAGUCUCUGUGAUAUUGGUGCUACCCCUGCUCUCUGCCCGCAGAAGCCAUGAACCUGUAACUGGGGAAGCUUCUCCUCAACCCAAUGUGUUACCACCAGAUCUCCAGUACAGGAGCCAGCUGCUCCCAGUGUCCCUGAUAGCCCUGUCACCUCAGCAUCCUCCAAAGAGACCCCAUCCCCUGGUAUUCCAGUUCAGUGCAUGUCCCAGAGUGUGCAGACUAUCUUGUGUUCCAGCAUCAGGGCGGGAGAGCCCGGGCUGCAAGAACCAGGAGGGGGAAAGUGGCUGGUCUGAAAGCGAGGAGAGGGAAAGGGAGCCGCAGCAGCAGCAGCAGCAGCCGCCCCAGACUGCACGCUCGGCUGGGAGCCGCUCCGGGAUGACGAGAGGGGAAAGCCAGGAGCAGGUCAGCUGGAUGGAGGAGUUUGGGAAAGGAGCCAGAGUGCUGAGUUUUGGCUAUUUGCUUCUCUCUGCUUGGGCUCUAGGAUGCUGGGGCCAGCUAGGCUGAACCUGCCCACGUGAUCCUCACUGCUUUCAGCCCUCACCCUGCCUGCCCACCAUGCUGCGCUCCUGGCGUGGAAAGCUGAAGCUGCUGCUCGCCACUGUAACACUGGUGAUCCUUCUCUCGUGGCUCUGUGUCUUUGUGGGAAGUUCAGAAUAUGGCCGUUCCCUCCUAUUGUCUCCUUGCCUUGGGGACCGGCCGAGCCAGGACCUGGAGCGAGAGGCCUUGGCAUCUCAGGUGCGCAAGGUGGAAGAGGAAAACCUGCAACUACGCCUGCAGCUCAGCCAAUCUCGGGCGCAAGCUGGGGCUGUGGAGGGGAGUGAUGGCAGCCAGCAGUGGGCAGCCUCCUUUGAGGAUGGGGACGCCCCAGGGGAUGACAGGAGCAACCGCACAGGCUGCCCCAAGCAGCAGAUGGUGCAGAAGUGUGAGCUCCUGCACGUAGCGAUUGUGUGUGCUGGUCACAAUGCGAGCCGAGACGUGGUCACCCUGGUGAAAUCCAUCCUCUUCCACAGGAAGAACCCUCUCCAUUUCCACCUCAUCACGGACUCGGUGGCUCAGCAGAUCCUGCAGACUCUCUUCCAGUCCUGGAUAGUGCCCUCCAUCUACGUUAGCUUCUACAACGCAGACGAUUUGAAGGCAGAGGUGUCGUGGAUUCCCAACAAACAUUACUCCGGGAUCUACGGGCUGAUGAAGCUGACGCUCACUAAGGCGCUGCCCUCCAACCUCUCCAAGGUCAUUGUUCUGGACACAGACAUCACCUUUGCCACCGACAUCGCUGAGCUGUGGGCUGUCUUCGGGAAGUUCUCCGACAAGCAGGUGAUUGGGCUGGUGGAGAACCAGAGUGACUGGUACCUGGGAAACCUCUGGAAGAACCACAAGCCAUGGCCAGCACUUGGACGUGGCUUCAACACAGGGGUGAUCCUGCUGCUGCUGGAGCGCCUGCGCCGGAUCAGCUGGGAGCAGAUGUGGCGGCUGACGGCGGAGCGGGAGCUCAUGAGCAUGUUGUCCACCUCACUGGCAGAUCAGGACAUCUUUAAUGCAGUGAUUAAGCAGAACCCAGUGCUGGUGUACAAGCUCCCCUGCUUCUGGAAUGUGCAGCUGUCUGACCAUACCCUCUCAGAGCAGUGUUACUCAGAGGUCUCUGAUCUUAAGGUGAUCCACUGGAACUCGCCCAAGAAGCUGCGGGUGAAGAACAAACAUGUGGAGUUCUUCCGGAACCUCUACCUGACCUUCCUGGAGUACGAUGGGAACCUGCUGCGCAGGGAGCUCUUUGGUUGUGCCAGCCUGCCCAGCCUACCCAGAAACCAACUGCAGCAAGCCCUGGAGGACCUCGAUGAGGAUGACCCCUGCUAUGAUUUCCGCCGGCAGCACCUCAUGCUGCACCGCAUCCACCUGUUCUUCCUGCAGUAUGAGGUCCUGGCCUUGCCUGACCCUGCUGAUGUCACCCUGGUGGCCCAGCUCUCCAUGGACAGGUUACAGAUGCUGGAGGCAAUCUGCAAACACUGGGCAGGCCCCAUCAGCCUGGCGCUGUACAUGUCGGACGCAGAGGCCCAGCAGUUCCUGCGCUAUGCCCAGGGCUCGGAAGUGUUGAGCAACCGCAGGAACGUCGCCUACCACAUUGUGUACAAGGAGGGGCAGUUCUACCCUGUCAACCUACUGCGCAACGUUGCACUGACCAACGCACAGACACCCUAUGUCUUCCUGACGGACAUCGACUUCCUGCCCAUGUAUGGGCUCUACGAUUACCUCAGGAACUCCAUCCGGCAGCUGGAGCUGCCCCAGCGGAAGGCAGCGCUCGUCGUGCCAGCAUUUGAGACUCUGCGCUACCGUCUUACCUUUCCCAAGUCCAAAGCAGAGCUGCUCUCCAUGCUGGACAUGGGCUCCCUCUACACCUUCAGGUACCAUGUGUGGCCAAAGGGCCAUGCCCCAACUGACUAUGCCAAGUGGCGGACAGCCACGGUGCCGUACCGUGUGGAGUGGCAGCCGGACUUCGAGCCUUACGUUGUAGUGAGGCGUGACUGCCCCCAGUAUGACCAGAGGUUCGUGGGCUUUGGUUGGAACAAAGUGUCCCAUAUCAUGGAGCUUGAUGCCCAGGAGUAUGAGCUGCUGGUCCUGCCCAAUGCCUUCAUGAUCCACAUGCCUCACGCCCCCAGCUUUGACAUCUCCAAGUUCCGCUUGAGCGCUGGCUACCGGGGCUGCCUGCAGACACUGCGGGAGGAGUUCCACCAGGACCUGUCGCGUAGGACACAAAACUACAGUGCUUGUCUCAGUCUACAAGAUGAAAUGGGAAAGAUGGGAUAUACUGGGUAGCCCACAGCCCAUACCAGAGAAGGAUUUAUGAAGUAUCAUCACAUCCCUUCUUGUGGAUGUUAUCAAAGGAGUAAGCCUUUAUAUGAGGGAUCUGAAUGAAAAGAGGGGUGGAAGCUUGGAGAUAUAUAGGAGCAGGAGUUCCAGAGCUAAUUCCUUGGGCAUUUCCUGUUCUACAUCUGAUGGCCAACAGUAUGGAUCUGAGGCAAUAUGCUGCAGCUGCUCAGGCAAGGUGCAUUUACAGAUUUAGCUUUCUGUUGCAGAGGCCUUAAGAGACAUAAUGUCUUCUAAAUAGAGAAGACUGCAGAGCACACUUCUGGCUGGUGAUACAGCUUGUGAAUGGCCUUGGGUACGGCAGUUUGCUGAUCAAGUGAGCCCAGGACUUCUUGAUAAUGCCAAGCAAGUCAGGUGCAGGGGAAAACAUUUAUCCUUUUUCUCUGGGUUGAAAAAGCCAUCUAUGCAAAUCCUCUUCUGUACAGAAAAAUCCAGGAGGAAGCAGUCUUGGCAGUAAGCCUUCUGUGGCAACCUGGCAAGCCUGAACUUGCCUUGAAUCCUCAGUGUUCAAGAACCCCUUAAAGCCUGAUUGCUAGACUGUAAUUGCUAUUGCCAGCAGGACAAGGAGAGGGGAAGAAGGAACUGGGGGAGCUUUAUAGUGGAUGUGGUUAGGGAAUCCCUCUUUUGGUGGGAAGAAAGUAGUACGGUCAUAAGGGUGGGGGAGCAGCAGAGCUCAUUGUGGCUGGGCUGCUGAGGGAGUAUUUAGCAUGUUCCCCCACAUGGAUGUGUGAAAGAGUGGGAGUGAGAGCCAAGAGGCUGGUGGUAAAAUUAUUUAUGGUGCAGGAACACCUUGGAACCGCUGCUCUUGAGGCUGCUCUAACUGUAGCUCAGGCAUGCUGGACUUCUUAGUAGACCACAUGUAGUGCCAAGGAUCGAGUCUUAUCAAACUAGCCCUGAUCUGAGUCCUGGAAGGUGGCCAAAGGAGAGAUGGGCCCACUGCUCACCUCAGACCCCAUAUCAGCCAAAAUUCUUGUCUGUGCCCUGAGCAGGGAUGGGGAUAGAGCUGACAGAUAAAGUGCCUAGUGGCAGGUGCAACAAAACAUCCUACCCUAUGCCUGGUCAUGUCAUCACUACUCUUCUGUCCUUUGAGAAGGCUGGACCAGGGAAGCCUCCAGCAAAAACAGUUUCAGUUUUGGCAUCUGAAUAUUCCAUAUUUUAAAAACAGGUUUAAUUUUCACGCUGUAUUAAGCUGGUGUGAGAGCAAAUCAGACAUGGUUCAACCUUGCUAGAGGGUAUACCUGCAGUGCAAAUUCAUUGAUGAUGUAUUAUAAGGACAUCUCCAUUUAUUCCAAGUACCUCAGGCAGCCACAAGAGGAGGAUUUCACUCUGGGCCUUUGUGAAUGCUGGCCAGGCUCGGAGUACAAGGGCUGGGCCUGGAACAGUCCUUGGAAGAAGCUGAUUUGAAGUUGAGGUGGUCAGAAUUAAUCUUCAAAUCUCCAGACAGUUUGGAUAUGGAUUUGCUUUCUGAAGCCUUGUCAUACUGUCAAUAAAAUACAUCACUGACUUCCUGUCAACAACUACACUAAUAGAUCUGCCCACAAAAUCUCCACAACCUUUUAACGCUAGGUAGGCAGAUGUAAAUUAUCAUUACCAACAGAGUCAUAAUUGCAAGUACAGGCGAAUAAGAUUCUUGAGUUGCUCAUAUAACAGACCCUGUUAACCAGGAUUCUCCAGGUGCAAAGCAUUUUAUCCUACCACUGAUAAUUACCUGCCAGUGAUGCCCUCACAGAACCAUUAAGUUUCCUACACUGUCCACCAAUAAACCACACCAGUACUACUUUGUGACUGUCUGUUUUGUACAGCACUGAGCACACCUCUGGUUCUAAACAAAUAAUAACUCAUUAUCAUACUAAGUAUUCUGUCAAGUAUUCUGUCUGCGUGACAUCCCACAAAUGUAUCUUCCAGACAUUUUAAGAACAGAUUGCAGGGAUAAGGGAAAAGCUGUUUCUAAAAUUCACUUGUUCUUUUUCUGAGCAGUGAGAGAGGCAGCAUGACUUAGUGAACUGAGCAUUGGGCUGGGAGCUGGAAACGCAUCGGAUACAGACUCCCUUUGUGGCCUUAUUUUAGCUCCCUGCCUCAGUUUUCCAAUCUUUAAAGGGGAAUAAGUCAUCGCCUACUCCUGGCAGUGAUAUAAAGAUUAGCUAAAUGUCCAUAUGCUGCUUAGGAAAUACAAAAUACUAAGUAUUAUUAUAUGUAGCUUUCCAUAUGGCCUCAGAUCAGAGAAAUUUAAAACUGGAGAGGUUUCAACACCAUCAGACCAUACCAAAUAUGACAGGAAAGAAAAGGCAGCAGAUAUUAGUGCAAGCUAAAAGUUAACUAUCAAACAGUUGUAAUUUCUGCAUUGUUUGGGACUCCUUUGAGCAGCUAAAUAAAUUA
Dermochelys coriacea (leatherback sea turtle) is the source of this 5413-nucleotide messenger RNA. RefSeq names its product LARGE xylosyl- and glucuronyltransferase 2 (gene LARGE2). The record is from RefSeq and is a predicted model, not a curated record. Gene Ontology annotation, molecular function: xylosyltransferase activity; glucuronosyltransferase activity. NCBI's taxonomy places the organism in Eukaryota, Metazoa, Chordata, Testudines, Dermochelyidae. Gene Ontology annotation, biological process: protein O-linked glycosylation via mannose. The transcript has 20 exons. Bases 734 to 2986 code for a protein of 750 amino acids.